GCAAGAGACAGUAGGAAAGGUGAGGGAGGCCAGAGCGGCCGAGCAAACCUGACACCUUAGUUUAGAACUGUCAUUGUGAGGACAAUUUAAACAGCCCUCAACUUGAGGGGAUGUUCAAGGGUUAAGACUUGGUUUUAGGGUUAAGGUUAGACUUUAGUUUAGGUUAGGAUUAAGGUAAGGGUUGGGGUUAAGCAUUUUGUUGUGAUGGUUAAGGUCAGGGUAAGGGGCUAGGAAAUGCUUUAUGUCUAGGGGUAAAUUCCAAUACCUGUUUGUCUGUUCUUAGCGUCUCGAUCCAUGCUCAACCCCAAAAUCAUUUUGGUCCACUAUUUUGAAGGAUGUCCCAAAGUUCUUGUUCCUGCUCUGAGGAACAAAGAGGCUGCAUGGAGGAGCUACGAGUGGAGAAGCGUCUGGAUCUGGUCAAGCAGGUGUCACACAGCACUCACAAGAAGCUGACUGCCUGCCUGCAGGGCCAGCAGGGGACUGAUAUGGAGAAGAGGUCUGUUAAGUCUCCUUCUAAAAAACUACCACUCACAAUCUUGGCACAGUGUAUGAUAGAAGGGGCAGCCGUGUUGGGAGAUGACUCUCUCCUAGGGAAGAUGCUGAAACUGUGUGGGGAGACAGAAGAGAAGCUGGCCCAGGAGCUCAUCCAGUUUGAGUUCCAGAUAGAGAGAGAUGUGGUGGAGCCUCUCUAUGUGCUUGCUGAGGUGGACAUUCCCAACAUCCAGAAGCAGAGAAAGCACUUGGCUAAACUCGUCUUGGACAUGGACUCUGCUCGAACAAGAUAUCAGCAGUCGUCCAAGUCAUCCAGUCACCCGAGCACUCUGCAGCCUGGCGCCAAGUCCGAGUCCCUAAGAGAGGAAAUGGAGGAGGCAGCCAAUCGGAUGGAGAUUUGUAGGGAUCAAUUGUCAGCAGAUAUGUACAAUUUCGUGGCCAAAGAAAUAGACUAUGCAAAUUACUUCCAGACACUGAUAGAAACGCAGGCAGAAUAUCACAGGAAGUCAUUAGAGAUCCUUCACAGCGUCCUGCCCCAGAUUAAAGCUCACCAAGAAGCGUGGGUGGAGAAGCCAUCAUUUGGCAAGUCCCUGGAGGAACACCUGAAUAUUAGUGGGCGAGAGAUUGCCUUCCCCAUCGAAGCCUGUGUCACCAUGCUUUUAGAAUGUGGCAUGCAAGAGGAGGGCCUCUUCAGAGUGGCUCCGUCAGCCUCCAAGCUGAAGAAACUGAAAGCCUCCCUGGACUGCGGAGUUCUAGACGUGCAAGAGUACUCCUCCGACCCACAUGCUAUUGCAGGGGCUCUGAAAUCAUACCUCCGUGAGCUCCCUGAGCCACUGAUGACCACUGAACUUUAUGAUGAAUGGAUUCAGGCCUCCAACAUUCAAGAUAUGGACAAGAGACUGCAGGCAUUAAUGGCAGUGUGUGAAAAACUCCCCACAGACAACUUGAACAAUUUCAGAUAUCUAAUCAAAUUCUUAGCCAAGCUGAGUGAGUAUCAAGAUGCAAACAAGAUGACUCCCGGUAACAUGGCUAUUGUCCUCGGCCCUAACUUGCUUUGGACACACACAGAACCCAAUAUGACAGAGAUGAUGACCACUGUGUCCCUACAGAUUGUUGGCAUCAUUGAGCCCAUUAUUCAGCAUGCUGACUGGUUCUUCCCUGGAGAGAUUGAAUUCAACUUGACAGGCAGCUAUGGCAGCCCGAUCCACACCAACCACAACUCCAACUACAGCUCCAUGCCCUCACCCGACAUGGACCACUCUGAUCGCAAGCAGCAGCAUGACCAGAGCCGACGCCCACUGAGCGUAGCCACCGACAACAUGAUGCUGGAGUUUUACAAGAAGGAUGGCAUUAGGAAGAUACAAAGUAUGGGCGUCCGGGUUAUGGAUACCUCCUGGGUGUCUCGGAAGGGUUCAUCGACUCUGGCACGCAAGGCCUCCUCCACUCCUCCAGGCAUGCAAGGCUCUGGCGGCCCAGCAGACGCACUCAUCCCUGAGCAGCCUGGGGAACUCGUCACCUCUCCGUCCGCGACGCCGCCGCCUGGAGAAAGGGCUUGCUCAGACAACGUGUCGCCCAAUCGGCCGGACACUUCUCAUGCCCACCCACCCCCAGGGGAGGACCGGCCACCUCCCCCUUACCCCAUCUCCUCGUGCCACUCGCUCCCCCACCACUUCUAUCCAAAACCCCCGCCCUGCGCUCGCCCUGUUGCACCUGGUCCAGAGUCCCAGCCCCCUGGCUCCCCACCACCCGCAAUACGCUGGCCUGGCUUCAUGCCCCCUGCCCCGCCCCCUUCCUCCUCUUCUUCCUCCUCCUCAUCAUCACUUGACAUCAAUUCGAAUCCCAAACCCAGCUGUCUGCACUUCCCCAAGCACAGCCCGCCUGGUGACAUUUCGCAUGCCCCCCCACUAGACACUAAUGCUUCACCACUCUACAUCAAAACUCCCCUGGUACUAACCCACCACGACCAGUCCUUUGGCAACCCCCCUAGCCUCCCUUCGUCUGUGCCCCCACCCCCACCGUGGGCUGCCUGUCCAUGUGCCCGAGAGAGAGGACCCCCCAGGCUGACUAGUUCACUGAAGAGUAAAGAGCUCUCCCCUGUCAUUGGACACAAAGCCAUCCAGGUGGCAGGUCCAACAGUCCCACCCAGCAGCAGUCCUCAGAGCAGUGGCCAGUCCCCCCACUCCACAGAGCACAGUCCACACACCCUGCGCAAAGGAUCCAAGAAGUUGGCCCCUGUGCCUCCCAAGGUCCCUUACGGCCAGUCUGGCGGGAUGUGCGACCAGUCCACAGGUCAGCCAUCACCGGUCAGCCUGUCUCCCACACCUCCUAGCACCCCCUCCCCUUAUGGACUGGCCUGCCCACCAGGGCAAGUGCCCCCAUCCUCCCCUGGGCAGACCCCAUUAGGGGCACCUCACUCCCUUUCGUCCCCACCCUCCCUGACAGGAACGCUAACCAAGUCUCGGCCUGCCCCUAAGCCCAGGCAGAGACCCAGCCUGCCCCCUCCUCAACCACCCACAACCCCACUGGGGCUCAUUGGCCCAGCCACCACCCCAGUACCCCAGCCCCUGGAGCAGGGCCUCCUGGAUGGACUGUCUCCCGGGGAGAGCAUGUCUACAGAUAUCUUCAAUUAUGAAAUCCCCUCCAUCAAUGUCAAUCUGGACAGCCUCAUCGAUGAAUUCAGCGGUGCCCCCUGCAGGAGGUCCCUGGCAGUGACAGACUCUCCAGAGGGGGACGCUGUGCCUGAGGAGGAGCCCCAGAGCACCACUUUAUGACCUAUGAACCUAAGGCAUCACAGUUAACCAGCACCCCUUUGGCUGUACAUACUCUUAACUGUCUCCGCCAAGGCCUGAUGGAAACACCAAUUGGCCUCACCAAUACCCACCUGAAACAGAACUUAAAUCCUCCCUCACAUCUGCUACAGGCUGCAGUGAAACUCACCUCUUACAACUGCUCACUAGUACAUAAAUGUUACUACAAAAAACACCAAAAUGCCGUAGUGGAGGAACAGUGCCUCUAUGAGGAAGAACUGGAAUAUAGAUUAGUAUUACAUUAAAAAAGCUUUUUUUUUGUUUUGGUUUUUUUUUUUUUUUUUGCUUUGAUUUGUUUCAUCUUUGUUGUUUUAUGCAGUGAGUUGCAUUUUUCAAUUUCUUUGAGCCUUAUUAGAAGAUGCAAUCAAAUUGCAAAAUGAUAUUCAUGACUUGUACAACGAAACUCAGAGCCUGAAAUGGUUAGGAGCAAUGCCCAUCCUCAGGGUGAAACAGUGAGAACGAACGAGAGAGUAGUCCAGGUAUAUUGUUCACAGAGUAAUCAGGCUUGGUGCACAUUAGGGAAAUGCUGAGCCCUAGAGGCAGGUUCACCUUGCACGAUGAAAGAUUUAAUGCAGUUUUACUCUUCUUGUUGCACCUAGUUUGGAUUUCCCCUCUUCUAACACGUUACAAUUGUAGAUAUUUACCUGGCACUUACCUACAUACAGGUACACUCACUUUAAUUCACUUUAUACCAGCACAGUAUGAGAAGAAUGUUAUUGUGAAUUUAAGUUUUUAACUUGCAUUUGUUAUUCAGUUAGAAAGAAAGCACCAUUAUGUGUUUGCAUGAUAUCAAAUAUGAUCGAUCUGCACGUACAUCCAAGCCAAAUCAAAGGCCUCAGAGUGGUAGUGUUUGUGUGUGUGUGUGUGUUGGGGGGUGUUUGUUGUUGUUCUUGGAGAGUAAAUUUAGGCCACCCAUGUGGUGUUACCAUUUGAUGAUAAUGGAUGGAUGACUACACUGCCUUUAGGUUUAUAUUAUCCUCUCUCUUAACUUUGUUUCAAGUGCUUCAGGUACCCCUAAUGUAAAUACAAAACUGUAUAAAAAUGAUGUAUAUAAAUCUGAGAGGAAA
This is a messenger RNA of Monopterus albus (swamp eel), 4366 nucleotides long. RefSeq names its product Rho GTPase activating protein 44a (gene arhgap44a). Gene Ontology annotation, molecular function: protein binding; GTPase activator activity. Gene Ontology annotation, cellular component: intracellular anatomical structure; dendritic spine; postsynaptic density. Gene Ontology annotation, biological process: regulation of dendritic spine morphogenesis; neurotransmitter receptor transport, endosome to postsynaptic membrane; signal transduction. Bases 336 to 3263 code for a protein of 975 amino acids. NCBI's taxonomy places the organism in Eukaryota, Metazoa, Chordata, Actinopteri, Synbranchiformes, Synbranchidae. The transcript has 21 exons. The record is from RefSeq and is a predicted model, not a curated record.